Molecule: messenger RNA, 750 nt
Organism: Trichoderma asperellum CBS 433.97
Lineage: Eukaryota; Fungi; Ascomycota; Sordariomycetes; Hypocreales; Hypocreaceae
Source: RefSeq, a predicted model, not a curated record
AUGACGGCUGCAAACAAGACAGUGGUUUUGAUCACUGGUGCCAACAGAGUAGGUAUUGGAUUUGAGCUCGUCAAAAAGUUUCUUGCAAGGGACAACACAGUAGUAGUUGCCGCUGUACGAAAUCCAAACAAUCCUUCUUCUGUUAGCUCUCUACCAGAGCUCCCUCACGGAGCCGAAAGCUCUCUCCUUGUCAUCAAAAUCGAUAGCCUCGACAACUCUAGCACUCCAUCCAGCAUCGCAAGUAUUUCGGAUCGCAUCGGCCACCUCGAUCUCGUCAUUGCCAACGCUGGGGUCCAGACUCACCAUGGCCCCGUUUCAGAUACGCCUCUAGACCAGAUCACCUCUCAUAUUGCCAUCAACACAGUGGCCCCAAUCGCACUUCUGCAGGCCACCAAGCCUCUCCUACGAAAUGCUACUAACCCUAAAUUUGUUGUCAUUUCAUCCUCCAUGGGAAGUAUCACGGACAACAUACCCGAAAAAUUCGGCGCCUACGGGGCCAGCAAGGCCGCCGUCAACUACCUUAUGCGCAAGGUCCAUCUGGAAGAAGAGUGGCUUACGUCCAUGGUCAUCUGCCCUGGAUGGACACAAACGGACAUGGGGGAUGGUGCGGCGAAGACUACCAAGUUUGGCGAGCAAGCGCCAGUCCCAUUGGAGGUUUCCAUCACUGGAGUUGUAGAGGAGAUUGAUGGUCUUACGCGGACUGAGAAAUCACGAUUUGCUUCGUACGAUCACAUUGAUCGUCCGUGGUAG